CAUUGGCAUUAUGAGAGAGUAAAUGACUGUACUACUGUGUGUAUAUACUUGCGAUGUUAGUGGUAGUGGCAAUACGUGAUGUUGGAAGUAGCUCAGAAUUCGGCAUCCGCCAAGGGAACUGAAUGCCCCGCGUACCCACACCAAUAAUGAUCACCGUGAAGUUCUUCUUCACCACCACCUGGACGGAUGAAAGAAUCGUCGUCGCACAAGAUUACUCACACAAAUCAGUCAAGAAUAGCAAGACAUCCGUUGUGGCUUUCCGAAAUUUCUAGACCAUCGUGAUUUAUUCAUUUGGCAUCCAUCCCAAUCAUAUGUUGACUUUGAAAAAGUUCCCCCAAGUUCUCAAGUGAUCAUUUCCAAUCUCGGAUGUCCAGCGAUAAAAAUCCACUGAAGUGUCCGUGACAUUGAAGAUCGCUCUCAAUCGAGGAUUGGCUGUGAUGAUGAUAACGAUGAUAUGAUUCCACAUUGGGAAGAACACGUCAAUUACAGAAACACAUCACCUACUUUAGACUUCUUUUACGUCGUCCACUAGAACUCAGUCACCUAAUUAAGCUUUCAUGUCGAUGGCAUAUCCUCUCAACCAAACCCACCCCGAAACGACCAUCUCCUUGAAGGCAAAUUUGGCUUCCAUGAACGAGUCAAAAUAGAAAGCUAGCACCAUGGGAAACCAACCUUGGGAGUGCUCGACUGGGAUCCAGAACAACGCACAACACAACGCCCGUGGACGAGGAUCACAGAGGGAACAUGCAUUCCCAAAUACCUGGGACCGCUCUCCAGGGAGAAAGUCAGGCCGCAUAACUCGUUCAGUAUUGUUGGCCAUUGCAUGGAUUGCUGUUUGGAGUGAACUUGUGGUCGGAUCCCUGAGCUUGACCAUUCGGGAAGAUCAAAUCCACACGAGUUUGGGCAUCAGUGGACGACCUUGUCAGAGAGAUUCUGAUUGUCCUCAGGAGCAAGUGUGUGCCACAAGUGACGACUCGUCGAAUUCCACCCAGGGUGUUUCUUGGUGCAUCUGUCCACGAGGCUACGUCCUGUGGAAGUGGUCUUGCCAUCCCAAAGUUCUCCAAUUAGGCGGAUCUUGCAUUUUUAGUGCGCAGUGUGAGGCACCUUUUAAGCACAAUCAUCGGAUUUGUGAUCCCUUGAGCAAACAGUGUGCCUGUGAAUUUGGGUUUGUUCCUUCAUCGGACGCCGAAACUUGUAUCAUGGUCAAUCCCAGGGAAGUGACCUCAACUUCAGAGGCCAAUCUGAAAAUGGAGCUUAUCAGGCAAAUCAGGGAGGAUCUGGAGACUCGUAAUCACACCCGAUCUAAACAUGAUGAUGUUGUGUCAAGCGGAGAGGACACCUUGCAUCCCAAACAUUUGAAUUCCGACCAAAUUCACACUGUUCUUUACAUAGGCCUUGCACUCUGUUGCGUUCUUUGCGUGGGAGCCAUCAGCGCCCUCUACAUGAAGUUCAUGAAGAAGAAGCAAAACAAUCAAGCCGCAAUUCGUGGCCUCUUAGAUCUCGUCUCUGGUAGUGAUACCAAUAGUGUGGUUGGAGGAGGGAGUUCGCCUGGAUCGUUUGACUCCAAUACGGGUGGCAUAUACCCGCAUAGUUACAUCAUCCAGCCACCUACUUUGGGCAAUGGGCACAUUCAGUGUGUGGACUCCUCAAUUAUAAAUCUGGACACCAGUCGCCGUCGCCAAAGUAAAAUUUUAUUGCCAGCCUUGGAGGAAGAUCAAGUAGUCACUUAUCCCGCUCCACAUUUAUCAAUGCCAAUUCUGCCCCCUAUCCGAAAUAAACCUAGGGAGCACAAAGGUGAAGACAUUCGAUUCAUCGUCCCGCGACCCCGUGUGGAUGGAGAAAUAGAAACCCCUACCAUUGCAGCCAUCACUGAGAGCCUCAAUGAGAUUAACAAUCGCAAAUCCACUUAUCAACGAAUUAUGACUGAAUCGGCUGCUUCAUUCCCCGUGGUGGACUCGCCCCCGCCAAUCCCUGAAGAGCCUCACCUAUGAACCACUAGAUGGCGACACCAAAACUAGAAGGUCGCUGUUCACGCUUCAAAACUCGUGCAAUCACAAACAUUCUCAAAAGAAACUAGUCCACAGGGCUAGACUCCAACCCAAAACCAUGUUACAUUAUCUCUGUCAUAUGAUCCAACAUCUCACUCUUAGUCAAUCAAUUGGAUUCAAAAUUCAAAUACACCUCUGUUCCAACCAGCUGAGAGUUUCUGCCACAGCUUGAUUUCGAACGUCCUCGAUCUCCAAGAUGAGAUGAUGUUUGGCAUUGGGAAACAUAAUGAUUUGCUUAUCUUGGGCCUUGGCACGGGCGUGUAGAUCCUCGGAGCCUCGUGGCAUACACAACGUGUCCAAUUUGCCAUGCAUUGUUAGGAACGGAAUAUCAAUCUCCGACAAGGCACUCCCGACGAUCUGAAACAAAGGGUUGCCAUUCUAGAGCACGAGAAUUUCCAUUCUGCAAUGGGUCGUGGUCACCUUCAGAGAUUCCAACAUGGCCAGCGCAGUGCCAACCUUGAUUCCUUGAUUGUAUCUCAAGGGAUCGUCUCUCAAUUGCUGUUGCGUAUCCAAGUCUGAAGUCACGGCAUCCAAGGGUAUUUGCUCGGUAGGGAACUCAGGGACAAUGAGAUUUGCGAGUUGCGCCAACAUGAACUUGGGAAAAGUAAUGGUCUCGUCAUUGACCUUGAUAAGGGGUCCCUCGAGCACCAU
This is a messenger RNA of Tigriopus californicus, 2699 nucleotides long. RefSeq lists its product as uncharacterized. Bases 660 to 1991 code for a protein of 443 amino acids. The transcript has 3 exons. The record is from RefSeq and is a predicted model, not a curated record. Lineage: Eukaryota; Metazoa; Arthropoda; Copepoda; Harpacticoida; Harpacticidae.